UGUGGUGGUGGUGGUGGCGGCGGCAGCGGCGGCAGCCUCAGCUCCUGCUCCCCGUGCCGCCGGCCCCAGCGCUGUCUCCCGGGCCCCCUAGGGCCCCCGGGCCCUCAAGCCCGGUGCGCGCCCUCGCGUCCCGCCGGCCCCCUCCCCCGGCUGGGCCCGGGGGAGGGUGGCGCCGUGAGAGAGCGGGGACCGGGCUCUCCUGCCCGUUCCCCUGCCCCUGGGCCGCCAGGAUGGAGGCGGGGUCGGGGCCCCCGGGCGGCCCGGGAUCCGAGAGCCCAAAUCGGGCCGUGGAGUACCUGCUGGAGCUGAACAACAUCAUCGAGAGCCAGCAGCAGCUGCUGGAGACCCAGCGGCGGCGCAUCGAGGAGCUGGAGGGCCAGCUGGACCAGCUCACCCAGGAGAACCGCGACCUGCGAGAGGAGAGCCAGCUGCACCGCGGGGAGCUGCACCGGGACCCCCACGGCGCGCGGGAUAGCCCGGGCCGCGAGAGCCAGUACCAGAACCUGCGCGAGACCCAGUUCCACCACCGCGAGCUGCGGGAGAGCCAGUUCCACCAGGCGGCCCGGGACGUGGGCUACCCGAACCGGGAAGGCGCCUACCAGAAUCGGGAGGCUGUGUAUCGGGACAAGGAGCGGGACGCCUCCUACCCGCUCCAGGACACUACCGGUUACACAGCCCGCGAGCGUGACGUGGCCCAGUGCCACCUGCACCACGAGAACCCAGCCCUGGGUCGCGAGCGUGGCGGGCGGGAGGCCGGGCCGGCGCACCCGGGCCGCGAGAAGGAAGCGGGCUAUUCGGCGGCAGUGGGCGUGGGGCCGCGGCCACCGCGGGAGCGGGGCCAGCUGAGCCGUGGCGCAUCCAGGAGCUCCAGUCCCGGCGCCGGCGGAGGCCACAGCACUAGUACCAGCACCAGCCCGGCCACGACCCUCCAGAGAAAAUCUGAUGGUGAGAAUUCCAGAACAGUCAGUGUGGAGGGUGAUGCCCCAGGCAGUGACCUGAGCACAGCGGUUGAUAGUCCUGGGAGCCAACCCCCCUACCGGCUGAGCCAGCUGCCCCCCUCCAGCAGCCACAUGGGGGGCCCCCCUGCUGGAGUGGGCCUUCCCUGGGCUCAGCGGGCACGCCUCCAGCCAGCCAGUGUCGCCCUGAGGAAGCAGGAGGAGGAGGAGAUAAAGCGCUCCAAGGCCCUAUCGGACAGCUAUGAACUCUCCACAGACCUGCAGGACAAGAAGGUGGAAAUGCUGGAGAGGAAGUAUGGGGGCUCCUUCCUGAGCCGCAGAGCUGCCAGGACCAUCCAGACAGCCUUCCGCCAGUACCGCAUGAACAAGAACUUUGAGCGGCUACGCAGCUCAGCCUCAGAGAGCCGCAUGUCCCGCCGCAUCAUCCUUUCCAACAUGCGGAUGCAAUUCUCCUUUGAGGAGUAUGAGAAGGCACAGAACCCCGCGUACUUCGAGGGCAAGCCUGCCUCGCUGGACGAGGGUGCCAUGGCUGGUGCCCGGAGCCACCGGCUUGAACGGGGGCUCCCAUAUGGGGGCUCCUGUGGUGGGGGCAUCGAUGGUGGUGGAAGCUCCGUCACCACAUCUGGAGAGUUUUCUAAUGACAUCACAGAACUAGAGGACUCCUUCUCCAAACAGGUAAAGUCUCUGGCUGAAUCCAUCGACGAAGCCCUGAACUGCCACCCGUCAGGGCCCAUGUCUGAGGAGCCAGGGUCAGCCCAGCUGGAGAAGCGGGAGUCAAAGGAACAGCAAGAGGACAGCUCGGCCACAUCCUUCAGUGACCUUCCCCUCUACCUGGAUGACACAGUUCCCCAACAAUCCCCUGAGCGACUGCCCAGCACAGAACCCCCACCCCAGGGCCGGCCCGAGUUCUGGGCGCCAGCCCCUCUCCCACCAGUUCCUCCACCAGUGCCAUCAGGAACCCGGGAAGACGGUAGCCGUGAGGAAGGCACUCGCAGGGGUCCCGGGUGCUUGGAGUGCCGGGAUUUCCGGCUGCGGGCCGCCCACCUUCCCCUGCUUACCAUUGAGCCUCCUAGUGACAGCUCCGUGGACCUGAGUGACCGCUCAGAUCGCGGCUCUGUCCACCGCCAGCUGGUGUAUGAGGCUGAUGGCUGCAGCCCCCAUGGGACCCUGAAGCACAAGGGGCCACCAGGCAGGGCCCCGAUCCCACACCGCCACUACCCAGCCCCUGAGGGCCCAGCCCCAGCCCCACCAGGGCCCCUGCCACCAGCCCCCAACAGUGGCACUGGGCCCAGUGGUGUGGCUGGGGGUCGGAGGUUGGGGAAGUGCGAGGCAGCAGGCGAGAACUCUGAUGGUGGAGAUAAUGAGAGCCUGGAGAGCUCCAGCAAUUCCAAUGAGACCAUCAACUGCAGCUCCGGCUCCUCUUCUCGGGACAGUCUAAGGGAGCCUCCGGCCACCGGCCUGUGCAAGCAGACUUACCAGCGGGAGACAAGGCACAGCUGGGACUCGCCAGCUUUCAACAAUGAUGUCGUCCAGAGGCGGCACUACCGAAUUGGCCUCAACCUUUUCAACAAGAAGCCAGAGAAGGGUAUCCAGUAUCUGAUCGAGCGGGGCUUCCUGUCAGACACACCGGUGGGAGUGGCUCACUUCAUCCUGGAGCGGAAAGGCCUCAGCCGGCAGAUGAUAGGGGAAUUCCUAGGGAACCGGCAGAAGCAGUUCAACAGAGACGUGUUGGACUGUGUGGUGGAUGAGAUGGACUUCUCCUCCAUGGAUCUGGAUGAUGCACUCCGGAAGUUCCAGUCCCAUAUCCGGGUUCAGGGUGAGGCCCAGAAAGUGGAGCGACUCAUCGAAGCCUUCAGCCAGCGGUACUGUGUCUGUAACCCAGCCCUCGUGCGCCAGUUCCGGAACCCAGACACCAUCUUCAUCCUUGCUUUUGCCAUCAUCCUCCUCAAUACCGACAUGUACAGUCCCAGCGUCAAGGCUGAACGAAAGAUGAAACUAGAUGACUUCAUCAAGAACCUGAGAGGGGUUGACAAUGGUGAAGACAUCCCCCGAGACCUCCUGGUGGGCAUCUACCAGCGCAUCCAGGGGCGUGAACUGCGGACCAACGAUGACCAUGUGUCCCAGGUGCAGGCUGUGGAGCGCAUGAUUGUUGGAAAGAAACCAGUCCUGUCUCUCCCUCACCGUCGACUGGUUUGCUGCUGCCAGCUCUACGAGGUGCCAGAUCCAAACCGCCCCCAGAGGCUAGGGUUGCAUCAGCGAGAGGUCUUCCUCUUCAAUGAUCUCCUUGUGGUCACCAAAAUUUUCCAGAAGAAGAAGAUCUUGGUGACGUACAGUUUCCGUCAGUCUUUCCCCCUCGUGGAAAUGCACAUGCAGCUCUUCCAGAAUUCAUAUUACCAGUUUGGGAUCAAGUUGCUGUCUGCAGUACCUGGUGGGGAGCGAAAAGUCCUCAUCAUCUUCAAUGCCCCCAGCCUCCAGGACCGGCUGCGCUUUACAUCCGACCUGCGCGAAUCCAUUGCGGAGGUGCAGGAGAUGGAGAAAUACCGUGUGGAGUCGGAGCUGGAGAAGCAGAAAGGUAUGAUGCGGCCUAACGCCUCACAGCCUGGAGGGGCCAAGGACUCAGUGAAUGGGACGAUGGCCCGCAGUAGCCUGGAGGACACUUACGGGGCAGGCGAUGGGCUCAAACGGGGCGCACUCAGCAGUUCCCUGCGAGACCUCUCUGAUGCAGGGGUCUGUUAUUAGCAGUCCACGCCCUCACCAGAGGAUGCCACCUCCGCCCCCACCCCCGCCGCCAGAGGAGUACAAGAGCCAGAGGCCCGUCUCCAACUCCUCAUCCUUCCUGGGCUCCCUAUUUGGAAGCAAGCGGGGCAAGGGGCCCUUCCAGAUGCCACCACCGCCAACAGGCCAGGCCUCUGCCUCCUCUUCAUCUGCUUCUUCCACGCACCACCACCACCACCACCAUCACCACGGCCACAGCCACGGUGGCCUGGGGGUGCUGCCUGAUGGGCAGUCCAAGCUCCAGGCCCUGCAUGCCCAGUAUUGCCAAGGACCAGGCCCUGCCCCGCCACCCCACCCCCCCCCCCCGCAGCCCUCUCUUGCCCCACCUCCCCAGCAGCCCCCACCCUUGCCCCAGCUAGGCUCCAUUCCACCGCCUCCCGCCUCAGCCCCACCUGUGGGGCCACAUCGCCACUUCCACGCCCAUGGCCCAGUCCCAGGGCCCCAACACUAUACCUUGGGCCGGCCAGGCAGGGCACCCAGACGGGGGGCUGGAGGACACCCUCAGUUUGCUCCACAUGGCCGCCACCCCCUGCACCAGCCCACGUCCCCACUGCCCCUGUACAGUCCUGCUCCCCAGCACCCUCCAGCCCACAAACAGGGCCCUAAGCACUUCAUCUUCAGCCACCACCCACAGAUGAUGCCAGCGGCAGGCGCGGCUGGGGGCCCUGGAUCCCGGCCACCCGGGGGCUCCUACUCCCACCCCCACCACCCCCAGUCACCAUUGUCACCCCACUCACCCAUCCCGCCCCACCCCUCCUACCCACCCCUUCCCCCACCCUCCCCCCACACCCCGCACUCACCCCUUCCGCCCACCUCCCCCCAUGGCCCGCUGCACGCCUCUGGGCCCCCUGGCACAGCCAACCCCCCCAGUGCAAACCCCAAGGCCAAGCCAAGCCGGAUCAGCACCGUGGUCUGAUGAAUGGAGAGAGUGAGCUGGGGAACAGGAAAGUCUGGGGAACCACAGGAGAGGGACCUUACACCCUCUUUGCUUCCUCGGUUUUUUCAAAAACAUAUAUACACAUAGCAACGUCCUCCUCCCCAUGUCCUCCCUGCCUUGGGACCCGCCCCCUCACCCCCAGCAGUUGCCAUGGGGUUUCCUUCCAGAUUCGAGGAUCCUUGCCACUUGAAGCCUGGACUCAGGGUGCUCCAGCGCUGGGGAGUGGUGAGGGCCUUCCAGAGAUCCUCGUUCUCUUUCUCCUGUCUUCUUCUUCCCCACUUUUCCCUGGAGGUCUAGCUCUGUGGCCUCAGACCUCUGGGCCUACGUGAGCUCCCUGUCAGCUCUGGCUGGCGGAGAAGGGCAGGUGUCCAAAGCUGUGGAGGUGAAGGCUUCCUCGGGGCUCCUCUGGCCGUGUGGGGCUAGGAGAGCGCUCUGUAGAGUUGUGGCCAAACCUCAGCUGGCUUGGCCCCCUCUCUCUGACCUCAGGGCCCGGCCACACACUUCCAUGUGUCUUCUUGCCUGCUGGAGGACACGGACCGUCGAUUCACUCGGUGGGUGGGACCCUGCUUAUGUUGGCCCCACGUGGGGCAGUGCUUCCUCUCUCGAGCCAGUCUAUGCCCUUUCUCCAGUAGGCCCCAGCCCAGACCUCUUUGGCUUCAGGAACUUGCCUCGCCCUGCAAUGUUCUUAUCCUGAUCAAAGUCCAGACAGGUUUUGGGGGGGCUCAGGUCUGGGAUGAGAAGGGCACUGCCCUCCCUCACCCAUAUUGCAUGCCCCCCCCCAUUCCCUUACACCUACCCCACCUACAACUGAAGACAAUGCACUUUACAGAUAUCGCCCACACACACCUCGCUGGGGCAGGGCACCCAGCAUCAGCCCUGGGGAGAGAGGCUCCCAAAGGGCCACCAUGAGCCCAAGAUGUCCUUCCUGAGGCAGAGAUUGAAGCCAUCAGAGCUGGGGUUGGGAGCCAGAAUGCCUGAGUCCUUCUGUCCAUCAGAAUCUCCGCUGCCUCUCCAGCCCUUUUGCAGCCCUGUUUAUUUAUUAUAAAUAUAUUUUUUACAAGCCCCAGCUCCUCUUCUUGCCCCGCAUAUCCAGCUCCUCACUCAGCUCCUGUCCCCCUCUCCCCUCUCCACCAUGGGCUGCAGUACAGACAGACAGAGGAACCCUGGCUGUACAAAGGGCCAGGGCCACUGGAGCUUGGGGGGGAGGGGGGAGGGUGACAGUGGGAGGGGCUGUAUGGAGAGGAGCUGGGGUUCAGGCAUUGUCUUUUUUCCUCCUUGUACAUAAGAAUGUAUAUUUGAUGCCUCAUAAAAGACCUCGUGCUCACC
Messenger RNA from Piliocolobus tephrosceles (Ugandan red Colobus), 5994 nucleotides. It is a transcript of the gene IQSEC2, whose product is annotated as IQ motif and Sec7 domain ArfGEF 2. The record is from RefSeq and is a predicted model, not a curated record. The transcript has 14 exons. Gene Ontology annotation, biological process: actin cytoskeleton organization; regulation of ARF protein signal transduction. Gene Ontology annotation, molecular function: guanyl-nucleotide exchange factor activity. Bases 231 to 3695 code for a protein of 1154 amino acids. Lineage: Eukaryota; Metazoa; Chordata; Mammalia; Primates; Cercopithecidae.